Messenger RNA from Mycotypha africana, 1839 nucleotides. RefSeq names its product major facilitator superfamily domain-containing protein. Gene Ontology annotation, cellular component: membrane. Bases 81 to 1730 code for a protein of 549 amino acids. Gene Ontology annotation, molecular function: hexose transmembrane transporter activity. The record is from RefSeq and is a predicted model, not a curated record. Gene Ontology annotation, biological process: monosaccharide transmembrane transport. NCBI's taxonomy places the organism in Eukaryota, Fungi, Mucoromycota, Mucoromycetes, Mucorales, Mycotyphaceae. The transcript is spliced from 2 exons.
CUAACUUUUUUUCACCAACCAAAAAUCGGUUACCAUGAUUUUGAAUCAAACGAGAAGAAAACAAUGCAUUAUAAAAUGAAAUGAGACAAUGCUUCUUGGUUUUUUUCUUUUUCUUAUUUGCACACUAUUUCUUUCUAUUUUGUUUACUUUUUAAUUACAUCUGCUGCUCCAUCAUUAUGGAUUCAAGAGAGCUAAAUUUACCCAAAUACAUGGUGUAUUGUGGUGUGAUUGCCGGUAUAGGCGCUUUUUCGAACGGUUGGACGAUUGGUUCUCCCAAUGUGCCCGGUGAUGUCACUCACAAUUGUCCUACUGGAAGUGCGCAUACAAAAAAUCCUGCAUUUCCCGAUUGUUUACCUAUGAGUACAUCCCUAUGGGGAUUUGCUGUGGCUUCUUUUUGUGUCGGUGGUCUGAUCGGCAGUGCUGUCGGUGGUUCGAUUCAAACAAGAUUAGGUCGUCGUCUCACCAUCAUCGUCAACAAUGCGGGUUUCAUUCUUGGCGCUAUCCUCAUUGGCUGUGCUGUCCAUACCGCCAUGUUCAUCAUCGGUCGUAUCCUCUGCGGUCUUUCCUGUGGUCUUGGUUCGCUCGUCAUCCCUACCUAUCUCGGUGAAAUCUCGACGCGCAGAGGUAGAGGUCUGGUCGGUUUCCUGAACCAGUUUUUUGUCGUGACAGGCAUCUUGUUGUCUUCCAUCAUCGGUCUCCCCACCGCCAACGUCCCUCUGUGGCGUCUCAACUAUGCCAUUGUCGCUAUUCCUGCUAUUUUCCAAGUGUUUAUGAUGGGUACCUGUGUCGAAUCGCCGCGUUACUUGAUUUCUGUGCAUCGCAUGUCCGAUGCCAUGGAAAGUCUUCAGAAGCUGCGUGGCGCGCACGCCGAUGUGUCGGAAGAGUUUUUGGACAUCGUCGUCGGUCAGUUUGGUCGCCAAAGAGGCAUCCGCCUCCUUCAGGAACACGCCCUGGACAAAAACAUGCAAAGCAUGGCCGUCGCAAGCCAUGGCCGCGUGGCGGACGAUGAAGGUUUCGAAACAGCGGCUGCCGCUGCCCCCAAAGAAUACAAUGACGAUGUGGAAGCGAAUGGAGAGGAUCAACAACGUCCUCCCAUGAGCAUUAUCGAGAUCUUUAGAGACCCUGUGAUUCGCAAGAUCAGCAUCAUUGUCCUCGUCCAUCACAUGAUUCAACAGCUGUCCGGUAUGAAUGCGGUCAUGUAUUACUCGACCACCAUUUUCGAACAAGCCGUGGAUAAGCAAAAUGCACAGUACAUGGCCAUCUACACCACCGUCGUUAAUUUCGGCAUGUCCAUUGUGGCCAUGCUCUUCAUUGAUCGUAUGGGUCGUCGUCCUUUGCUCCUCAUGGCAGAAGCAGGCACGUGUAUCUUUUCUGUCUUGCUCGUCGUGGGUUACAAGUGCAACAGCUCGAACCUGCUCGUCGCUUCUGUCUUUAUCUAUGUGGCUAGUUUCGCUAUUGGUAUCGGUCCUGUUCCCUGGAUGAUUACUUCUGAACUCUCGCCCAUUUAUGCGUCUUCUUCUGUCGGUGCCGUCGCUACGGCGAUGAACUGGGCUAUGAAUUUUUUGAUCGGUCAAGUCUUUCCUGUCAUCUUUGCGGCUAUUCAAGGCUGGUCCUUUUUGAUUUUCGCCGUCAUUUGUUUCAUGGCCUUUCUCUUUACCUUUUUCUUUUUGCCUGAAACUAAAAACAGAGCCAUUGAAGAUAUCGUCGCUAGUUUCCAAAAGAAGCAUUAAAAAGAAUAUAUCCCCAACCCCCUUUGUCCUCCUUGUAUAUUUGUAUAGAACUUUGCUUUGUAUCUUCUUCUUUUUUAUGUAAAUAAAAUAUAAUUUCUAAUGAGGGUGU